Desarmillaria tabescens is the source of this 1010-nucleotide messenger RNA. RefSeq lists its product as uncharacterized. The transcript has a single exon. NCBI's taxonomy places the organism in Eukaryota, Fungi, Basidiomycota, Agaricomycetes, Agaricales, Physalacriaceae. The record is from RefSeq and is a predicted model, not a curated record. Bases 391 to 924 code for a protein of 177 amino acids.
GUACCAAAAAUUAUUGGCUGGUGUUCGAGCUAUCUGAUUUAUCUGUCACAAGACUAGUGUGCCCUUUUUGUGGCCUGACCUUCUUUUUGCGCCCUGUUGUUGCUUUUGUUUUCUGCAUCGGCCCUCGACAAGUCCGAGAUCUGCUCUUUUUGUUUUUUUAUGGCAGUCUUUGUCUUUUACAUUCUGACUCCCGACAAGGCUCUCUCCUAACAACAAGGAUGCAAGGCAAGUCUUGACCAGUCUAAGGCCUCGAGAAUACCAAUUUCUUCCGACCGGAAAGGCCAUAACAGGGCGCGCGGAGGGAAGUCUGGCUGUAGCAGAGUGUGAUGCUUGUUGACCGAACGGAAAGCACGCCCGGUUGGCCGGUCCGAAGGAUCACGGCGCUCGUUGAUGUCAACCAUCUUCAUCUGUUGCCGCCACCACCAAAAGAACUUGAAGUGCCAGAUUCUAGCUAUGCCUUUCACUAGUAAGGAUUCUUCCACACGUCAGCCAAUUACCUCUGCCCGUCGUCUUCAUGGGUACUGUCUGUUUGCAUGGUCACAUUUGGGAUGCUUAGGUUGCCUUUUUAUCCUUGGGGGCUUUGCAGCAUUUGCCCUGAUUUACCUGCUAUGCCUACCGCUCUCCUCGUCCUCUUACUACAAUUCUGCUUCUUGGACACUCAGAAAAAUCCUCACAACAUCAUCUACAGAGAAGUCGUCCUCGGAGCAACACACUUGUUUCACUGAGGGAAACUGCGUAACCGCUGUAGAUUCAGCUGGGAUCCUCAGCUUCCACCUCCGACACGUCUACGUUAUGGUUGACUUAGUUGAAGAAGCAGGGUUGCCUCCAGGAGACUACUUUGACUUUGACAGCAGGCGCGUCGACUUCAAUCCUUUUCACCGCACGCGUUUGACGAAUCACGCACUAAAACAGCCUUUUCCGUGACACUGGAAAAUAUGCACUUUAUUAUAACACUCAGUUUGACGAGGACCGCGCAGCAUUUGUGGAAAACCUUCACACUCUAUGCCGAU